Drosophila navojoa is the source of this 2603-nucleotide messenger RNA. RefSeq names its product Cytochrome P450 reductase (gene Cpr). Gene Ontology annotation, biological process: response to hormone. Gene Ontology annotation, molecular function: flavin adenine dinucleotide binding; FMN binding; NADPH-hemoprotein reductase activity. Gene Ontology annotation, cellular component: cytosol. The record is from RefSeq and is a predicted model, not a curated record. Lineage: Eukaryota; Metazoa; Arthropoda; Insecta; Diptera; Drosophilidae.
UCGUCGACGCCGUUGUCGUCGACGUCGCUGUUGUUGUUGUCCCGUCGUCGUGGCUUCCACUUUAACUAAAUAAAACAAAUUAAGCGCUCGCGCAACGUCAACGUGUAUAAAAAAAGAGAAAAGAGGAAAAUCGAAAUAAAAAGGAGACGCCAAUAACAGAAAAGCAUUCUAGGCGCAUGCACAAACCUCUGAACGGGGGCAACUAACGCAAUUUUGUAUUUACAACGCAUUCACUGUAUUCAGACCUUAGACCAUGGCCAGUGAACAGGCACCCAUUGAUGUAGCUGGAGCGGCAGCGGCUGCUGCUGCCACCGGAGAUGAGCCCUUUCUGGGAUUGCUGGAUGUGGCAUUGCUGGCGGUGCUGAUCGGCGGUGCGGCCUUUUACUUUCUGCGCAGCCGCAAGAAGGAGGAGGAGCCCGUGCGCAGCUAUUCCAUACAGCCGACUACAGUCAGCACCACCACGGCCACGGAUAAUUCGUUUAUUAAGAAACUGAAAACCUCCGGCCGCAGUUUGGUUGUCUUCUAUGGCUCACAGACGGGCACGGGCGAGGAGUUCGCCGGCCGUUUGGCCAAAGAGGGUAUUCGCUAUCGACUCAAGGGCAUGGUUGCUGAUCCCGAGGAAUGCGACAUGGAGGAGCUGCUGCAGCUGAAGGACAUUGAUAACUCAUUGGCCGUCUUCUGCUUGGCCACCUACGGCGAGGGUGAUCCCACGGACAAUGCCAUGGAAUUCUACGAGUGGAUCACCAAUGGCGAUGUCGAUCUAACGGGCCUUAAUUAUGCGGUAUUUGGGCUGGGCAACAAGACCUACGAGCACUACAACAAGGUGGCCAUCUAUGUGGACAAGCGCCUGGAGGAGCUGGGCGCCAAUCGUGUCUUCGAGCUGGGCCUGGGCGACGACGAUGCCAACAUUGAGGAUGACUUUAUCACAUGGAAGGAUCGUUUCUGGCCCGCUGUCUGCGAUCACUUUGGCAUUGAGGGCAGCGGCGAGGAGGUGCUGAUACGCCAGUACCGCCUGCUCGAGCAGCCCGAUGUCCUGCCGGAUCGUAUUUAUACCGGCGAAAUUGCGCGUCUGCAUUCCAUGCAGAAUCAGCGUCCACCGUUCGAUGCCAAGAAUCCAUUCCUCGCUCCCAUCCGUGUCAACCGGGAACUGCACAAGGGCGGCGGCCGGUCGUGCAUGCACAUUGAGCUGAACAUUGAGGGCUCGAAGAUGCGCUACGAUGCCGGCGAUCAUGUGGCCAUGUAUCCCAUCAACGACAAGUCGCUGGUGGAGAAACUGGGACAGUUGUGCAAUGCUGACCUGGAUACGGUGUUCUCAUUGAUCAAUACCGAUACGGAUAGCAGCAAGAAGCAUCCGUUCCCCUGCCCAACCACCUAUCGUACGGCUCUGACGCACUAUUUGGAAAUCACUGCUAUUCCACGCACUCACAUACUGAAGGAGUUGGCCGAGUACUGCACGGAUGAGGCCGACAAGGAGUUUCUGCGCAGCAUGGCCUCGCUGGCGCCGGAGGGCAAGGAGAAGUAUCAGAGUUGGAUACAGAAUGCCUGUCGCAAUGUGGUGCACAUACUGGAGGACAUCAAGUCGUGCAAGCCACCCUUGGAUCAUGUCUGUGAGCUGCUGCCACGCCUGCAGCCGCGCUACUAUUCCAUUUCGUCGUCGGCCAAGCUAUAUCCCACGGAUGUGCAUGUGACCGCUGUGCUGGUCGAAUACAAGACGCCCACGGGUCGCAUCAACAAGGGCGUGGCCACCACAUACCUGAAGAACAAACAGCCGGCGGCUGGCGAGGAGGUCAAGGUGCCGGUGUUCAUACGCAAAUCGCAAUUCCGACUGCCCACAAAACCGGAGACGCCGAUCAUUAUGGUUGGUCCGGGCACUGGACUGGCACCGUUCCGUGGCUUCAUCCAGGAGCGUCAGUAUUUGCGAGAUGAGGGCAAAACGGUUGGCCAAUCGGUGCUGUACUUCGGCUGCCGCAAGAGCACCGAGGACUACAUCUACGAGUCCGAGCUGACCGAAUGGGUCAAUAAGGGCACGCUCACCCUGAAGACGGCGUUCUCGCGUGACCAGGAAAAGAAGGUUUAUGUGCAGCAUUUGCUGGAACAGGAUGCCGAUCUGAUAUGGGACAUCAUUGGCGAAAAGAAGGGACAUUUCUAUAUUUGCGGUGAUGCCAAGAACAUGGCUGUGGAUGUUAGAAAUAUUCUAACGAAAAUCUUGUCCACCAAGGGCAACAUGAGCGAGGCGGAUGCUGUGCAGUAUCUGAAGAAAAUGGAGGCUCAGAAACGCUAUUCGGCCGAUGUCUGGAGCUAAUCGGUGCGCGCAUUAUUCAAACGUUCUCUCUAUCCCUCUGCAUGAGUCAAACAAAUAAUGAAAGCAAUGAAAACAACAACAAGAUGAAAAUUAUAAAGAACAACUAGAAGCCACACGUUUACAUAAGAGUAAAGUCGUUUUAGAUAAUAAGCCUAACUAAAUAAAUUAAUUAUACAAAUCGGUUUGGGAACUUCAGCUUCGGUUCAACAAACAAACGUUUAAGUAGCGUUUAUAUCUAAUUCUAGUGUUAAUUUGAUUGCUUAUAUGAAUAUAUAUACAUUAUUAUGUAUGUAUCUUUAUA